Toxotes jaculatrix (banded archerfish) is the source of this 1087-nucleotide messenger RNA. RefSeq names its product macrophage mannose receptor 1-like. The record is from RefSeq and is a predicted model, not a curated record. Bases 88 to 1065 code for a protein of 325 amino acids. NCBI's taxonomy places the organism in Eukaryota, Metazoa, Chordata, Actinopteri, Toxotidae. The transcript has 6 exons.
CUUGUCUGUUAAACACACCCUGAAGAUACAAGUGAUUCCAGGUCUGGUAAAUUUGCUGCCAAGAGAUUUUAUACAUUGAAAUCAGACAUGGAUUACACAGAGUUUUUGAUUUUUGUCUUCUUGGGAUUUUGCCUCCCCACCUCUUGCCUCCGUCGUCAUUUCCACUAUGUCAACUUGACACUGACCUGGAGUGGUGCUCGACAGUACUGCAGAGAGAAAUACACCGACCUGGCUUCCAUCAGAAGUAUGGAGGACAUACGUAUGUUGGAAAGACCUGCUUUGAACACCUCACAUGCAUGGAUUGGACUGAGUGAUGACCCAGAAUCAUGGAAGAAAACCACGUGCAAUGAUGCCAACUCCUGGAAAUGGUCAGCAACUGGUCAAAUGAGCGCAUCUCGUUAUACCGUCUGGCUUUCUGGUGAACCAAACAACGGGUAUUUACAGUUCUGUGGUAUGAUGUACCACGAUGGAUCAUGGACUGAUGAAGCCUGUGAAGAUUUCAGAAGUUUUGUUUGUGUUGCAGGAACAGCAGUAAACACAAAAACCUUUGUGUAUGUCCCAAUUGAGCUACGGUGGGCUGAUGCCCGAGAUUACUGCAGAAAGAACUACACUGAUUUGGCUGUGAUUGAAAACUCUGAUGAAAAUACUGAAGUCUACCAAGCAAAACCAGGAUCUGUUUCUGUAUGGAUUGGUCUGUACCGAACUCCAUGGACUUGGACUGAUGGCAGCAACAGCUUAUUCAGAAACUGGCAAAGUGGACAACCAGAUAACAGUAAUCUUCACCAGUUCUGUGCGGCUGAGAACGCUCAGCAUGAAUGGAGUGAUUUGGACUGUAAUACCCAGAACACUUUCGUUUGCCAUGAAGAUCCAAAAGGGAUGGUGGUGAAGAUGAAGUUUCAGACCAGCGCUGACAUGACAGAUCCAGCUAUUGACUCCCAGUUCAUCCAGCAGCUGGGUGCACUGCUAAAACGCCGGGGACUGAUGGACAUUAAGCUGCAAUGGAAGAUUCAGCCCAGAAAACAGGAAAACGAUCAAGAGGAACUCCCAGGAGCUCAGUGCACUUAAUUUGGUUUUGUCUGCAACCACA